This is a messenger RNA of Papaver somniferum (opium poppy), 498 nucleotides long. Its product is annotated as phenylalanine--tRNA ligase alpha subunit, cytoplasmic-like. The coding region runs from base 1 to 498 and encodes 165 amino acids. Gene Ontology annotation, molecular function: ATP binding; tRNA binding; phenylalanine-tRNA ligase activity. The transcript has a single exon. The record is from RefSeq and is a predicted model, not a curated record. Gene Ontology annotation, cellular component: cytosol; phenylalanine-tRNA ligase complex; cytoplasm. Gene Ontology annotation, biological process: phenylalanyl-tRNA aminoacylation. NCBI's taxonomy places the organism in Eukaryota, Viridiplantae, Streptophyta, Magnoliopsida, Ranunculales, Papaveraceae.
AUGAUGUACCAGCUUGAACAUAGUCGACCUUUUACACCAAAACGAUACUUUUCUAUUGAUCGUGUCUUCCGAAAUGAAUCUCUAGUUCGAACCCAUCUUGCAGAGUUCUAUCAGAUUGAAGGUUUGGUAUGCGAUCGAGGGCUCACUCUUGAUGAUUUGAUGGGAGUCUUGCGCGACUUCUUCAAAAGGCUAGGUAUGAAGAACAUUAGUUUCAAACCCACUUACAAUUCCUAUACUGAACCCAGUAUGGAAAUUCAUAGCUAUCAUGAAGGCUUAAAGAAAUGGGUAGAGGUUGGAAAUUCUAGCAUGAUCAUACCGGAGAUGUUGUAUUCGAUGGGACUCCAUGAGGAUGUUGCAUGCAUUGCUUGGGGCCUCUCCCUAGAGAGACCGACCAUGAUAUUGUACGGAAUUGAUGACAUCUGUGAUCUCCUUGGACCCAAGGUAGAUCUCUCGCUUAUCAAGGGAAAUCCUAUUUGUCGCAUAGGAAUCAACUACUAG